UGGACUGCGCUCUGCUGAUACUAGUUCUGUUGCUAAAACAACUUGGCUCGAACACUUGCGCAAAGUACUGUGCACAAACCACAACAUCGGGUACACCUGCACAAUCUAAACAUUCUGUUAUUUCCUCUCAAAACAGUAUUAUAAUUAAUACAGCUUUUCUUUUGAAUUGGUUUAAUACUUACUGUACUUACUGUCCCAGUCUCCUGGUCCUCUGCUUCUUUAUGGUGCAUCUCAGUUGACUCUGAAAAAGUAUUUUACAGCCUUACUGAGCUUGAAUGUGCUAAAUAGAGCCAAAUACAUCUCUGUGCUUACCCUCUGUCUGUGGAUUUAACCUCACAAUUUGCUUAUUGCUUCUUGUUUCAUCAGCACUGCAGGAGGGCCACUCCUGAGCCUCCCUUUCUGUGUCCAUUUCUUCAAUAUUCCCAUCUGCCGCAGCUUCUGGACCGCUCUGCCAUCUCUUCUUUAGUUCUGCUGUGGGGAGCUGCUCAGGGUCACUGAAAGAAGAUGUGACAAAAAACUCAGCUCUUCUGGAGCCACUUAGUUCCUACUUUGACCACAACGAAUGGACAACAGCCUCCAUACUGAAUAGUCUUCAUAGAGUUCACUAUAGGCCAGCCACGUGACAGCAUGGACAGUGUGGAGGAAUCUCAUACUGAAGGAGAAGGCAGCCCUCAGAUCAUCUCUCUCAGGUCUGACGCAUCAGUCAACCAUGAUGGAGACCUGGGGCCGUCUGUAAGGAGGAAGAGGAGGAAGAAGAAAGAGCAGCGUCCCGAGUCCGUCAUCAUUUACCGCUCUGACAUGGAGAGGGCACCUGGCGAGGACCAAGGAGGUGAAGAAGAGGGAGCCCAGAGAAGCACGGAGGAAGGGGCUAAAUUCCUCUGCACACCUACCAAUGAAGGCGGAGGCUGGAGCCUCCCCCCAGACAGCCGCUAUGUGACGCUGACAGGCACCAUCACACGGGGCAAGAAGAAAGGCCAGGUGGUAGACAUCCAUGUUACUAUGACUGAGAAGGAGCUCCGUGAGCUGGCUAUGUCAAAGGAGCGGCUCAAUGCAGAAUGCGAGGCAGGGGAUGACUCGAAGCGUGCGUGCAGGUUGGGUGUAUGUCAGGGACCCCAUGUUGUACUGUGGAGCAUCUCCUGUGCCCCCGUUGUCUUCAUCCUCUCCUUCAUCACCUCCUUCUACUAUGGCACUCUGACCUGGUACAACGUUUUCCUGGUAUACAACGAGGAGCGGACAUUCUGGCACAAGAUUACAAUCUGCCCCUUCCUCAUCAUCUUCUACCCGGUGCUCAUCAUGCCCAUGGCGCUGUCUCUAGCGCUUUACUCCGCCGUGGUGCAGGUGUCCUGGGCCCUCAGUGGGUGGUGGCAGGCUGUGAGGGACCUGGAGAAGGGCUUCUGCGGUUGGGCCUGCGGGAAGAUGGGUCUGGAGGACUGCUCCCCCUACAGCAUCAUAGAGCUGCUGGACUCCGACACCGUCUCUGGCACUCUGCAGAGCAAAGCCCCAAGUGAACUCGCCCAGACGUCGUCAGUGUGACAUGGACUGAAAUACAGGUCACAUUGUGUGCUUUGGUGGCACACAUGAUACACUGAAUCUACAUUACAUGUAGUACUGUGCAAAAGUCUUGGACCACCGUUAGAUUUGUUUUAGCAACGCUUUAAUGUCCAUCCAUCCAUCCAUCCAUUUUCUAUGCCGCUUCUCCUAAUUAGGGUCGCGGGGGCAUGCUGGAGCCUAUCCCAGCUGACUUCGGGCGUAUGUUAAUAAAUGAAUGAUAUAUAGUUAAGUGUUGGGAGAGUCAUAUUUUUUGUUUAUACAGGAUAUUAUACUAAUAUCUAAAUUAUAUGUACUCGAGUUUGAAGCACUGUACCCCAUUGAGUUAAAAACUAAAUAUAAAUGUAUAGAGCAUAUUAUUGUAGUUCAUUCAAAUGAAUGAAUUAAUUAAAAAUCACAUAUAUAUUGCAAAGUAAUAUAUAUUAAUAUUAUAGUAGUAUGCUGUAUUAUGGCUUAUGUCACCCACUGAAGAGUACGUAUUUUUCUGACUCAAACUUUUAACUCGGAAAAAAAUAAAUAGCAAUCACAGCCGCCUGUAUGUGCGUGCCAUUGUAAUACUGGGGGCAGACUUUUGCACAGUACUGUAACAUAAGUUUUUUUUGGAGGUCAACUUCAUAUGCGUUGUUACAUCUGAUCACUUUUUUCUACACUAUCAUCAAAAUAACUCUAUUUCUGUUUUGUGCUCACCAAAAAUGUUCUUUAGCACCUUGAAACCUUUCAUUCUCUACAAUAUUUCAUUUCAUUACAUGUACACGUGGAGGAGUUUUGUGCUGAUAGAUCCAGCCAUAAUUCAAAGCCCUAGUCCAAAUAACAAGACAUGUCUUCACAUUGAACUAUCACAACACAGAUGUUUGGUAUCUGCUUGGUCUCCACAUUAUUUGUCAGUGUGAAUGAAAUCCUCCCACUGAGGAUCUUUGUUACAUUUUACCUCCAUCUUAGCUUUAAUCCUUCUUUAAUUUAUUUUCAUAUUUAAGUGUCGAUGUCCAAUUGUUGAAGAUAGUUGUUUUAUACAGUUUUUCUCUUUUUAAAAAAAUAAUAAAUGUGUUUCAAGCAUCUGUCAAAGGCUAAAUGAACUAUAUAUUUGGUGAAAUAUAUGACAUGAAGUACUGUAUACCACUCUGUUAUUGUCUCUAAACGUUUACCAAGUAAUGCUGUAAAUGUCUUUCAGACUGUCAGGUUGGAACUUGUUGCAUUCCAUGCUUUAUGUGGUAAACCUGCAGGACGUAUAUCUAUAUAUUUAUGAAUAAAAAGGGCACCUUGUUGCAUGGCAACAGUAUUGACUUUGAUUUAUCUA
Molecule: messenger RNA, 2842 nt
Organism: Dunckerocampus dactyliophorus (ringed pipefish)
Lineage: Eukaryota; Metazoa; Chordata; Actinopteri; Syngnathiformes; Syngnathidae
Gene: tmem169b
Product: transmembrane protein 169b
Exons: 4
Coding region: 628-1533 (301 amino acids)
Source: RefSeq, a predicted model, not a curated record